AUGUCUGAUAAUUCACGUCGUCAACCACCACCAGCGCCUCCGCUGCCGCCUCCUCUCCAGAGUGAAAGUUCGAAAGAAUACCCCUUUGCAUUAAAGGUGAGAAACGCGCCUGAACACUGGUUCUACCGUCCUCCCAGACCUUCAGGCCAAGCCGAUCUCCUCGAACCGCCAACGGGGCCGUACUUCGUCUACGGAACAUUGAUGGACCCAAAAAUGCUAGCCGAUGUCCUCAGACUGGAAGAAAAACCCAAACUACGAUCUGCCAAGAUCGUGGGCUACUCGAAAAAACUCUGGGGACAGUAUCCUGCCUUACAAAACGGCCCACAGGAUGCAGAAGUCAGUGGCGCUGUAUACCAUGUGCAGUCUGCUGCUCACGCGAAGAGGUUGGCGGAGUACGAGACCAAUAGCUACAGAGCCAAGCCAUGUCUUAUUCAGUAUACAUAUGGAAAGAAACCUGCUGAGGAGUUUGGCCAUGUUUUCAUGUUCGUCGGUAAUCCAAGGGAUUUACAAGAGGGAGAGUUUGAUCUAAAAAGAUGGUUGAAGCGGGUGGGACGGUCGUCUUGA
This is a messenger RNA of Fusarium musae, 564 nucleotides long. RefSeq lists its product as uncharacterized. The record is from RefSeq and is a predicted model, not a curated record. The transcript has a single exon. The coding region runs from base 1 to 564 and encodes 187 amino acids. Lineage: Eukaryota; Fungi; Ascomycota; Sordariomycetes; Hypocreales; Nectriaceae.